ACCUACCUUUAGAUUUUGAAUGAAAAAUAUAAAAUUAGUGGGGUUUGCGCCUAAUUUCCACAAUCCCGCGUUCUCUCUAAUAUUUUCCGAAACCUAACCGCUGCCUCUCCUCCUAUAAUCCGUUUUCUAAUCAACAGUGACUGCAACUCCAGCCAAGAAAGCCAUUGUCACUCCAGCCAAGGCAGCUUUGCGAUUCUUGCCGUGACUCCAACUCCAACUCCUUCGGUUUCCUCUCCCAUCUCAGUCUGUCAGACAACCGUGCGACCACCAUGACGUUGGACCGUUGGAAUCAACGAUGGGAACGAUCCUUACUGCUCGACGGGACCUAUACGAGUCUCAUCGGAGCUGUUAAUCAAGGAUACAGAGUUGUAGAAAAUGGAUAACAAUCAUGUGGACAUUGCUUCUACGAGUGCGGUUGCAUCAGACAAUCGUCGUAUGAAACGUGGCCAGUCAAGGGGAUUGGCUACAACUUCUUUGCCAAGUGGCCAAAAGAUAAAACUUUGAUGGAGGAGGAGGAGGAGGAUUCUUGAUCUCUUCCCCUAGCACCUAACAGCUCUACUGGGACUGACUAUUCUGGCAUCAUACCCUUUUUUUCUUUAUGGGUUGUGGUUGAUCCUUGUUCAUCACUCUCAUCACAAAUAAAUGGGAGAGGUACUGAUUUGAAGGUGCGAAAUUUUCCAAUUUCUAUUUUAGCUUUACUUGCUAGACUUGUCUUUUCUCUGUUAAUUAAAAUUUGGUUGCUGGUUUUGGUUCAAAUAGAUCCUAAAUUAUUGUACUCCAACAUUGUUAAUAUGAGCUGCUUCAUUAUCUAGAAGCUGAUCAAGCCUUUACUCCUGCUCCCUGAGCAUCAACUUAUACUCUAGAAGGAAUGGAUAUAUACUCAAGUUUUUGUAUGGUGCUAUUAAUCUCAACUCAAAUUUUGCAUAUGACAAUACCCUAUGGCCAUGAAUAAGGGGUGCACCUUAUUCUCUACCGUUUUGUAGUUUCAAUUAAGAAUCUGAACUGCGAUUGGUCCAGAGAACUGUUUCUGGAGAAGUUUGAGUUUGCUGAGCAUCACUUCCGGAAGGAUUUCCAAAUCAAUCACACUCAUCUGUCAUCAUGUGUUAUCUAGGGACUGCUUCACAUGCUUUAAAGGUUAGGGAUGAGCUGAAACACUUGCUGGAUGAUGGUGAAGAUAUGGCUGAGAUGUAUCAUACCAACAUGAUGAUGCAGUCACACUUUGAUGGAUCAUCUUCACUUUCCUUUCUAAAUGAUGUUCUUCACUCAGAAAUGGAUGAUAGAUUGAAGACAAACUCAACAUUCACAAAGGUUGGUUGGGACAACAUUACAAAAGGGCUUGAAGCCGAAUUCAAAAGGCCCUUUGCAAAAGUACAACUGCGUAACAAGAUGAAUAAGUUACGCAAGGAGUACAACAGCUUCAGGGCUUUGUUAGAAACAACUGGUUUUGGAUGGGAUGCGAAUGCUCGGACUGCCAUAGCUGAUGAUUCAGUAUGGGAAUCUACUAUUCAGGGAAACAAAGAUUGGGCAAAGUAUAGAAGAAAUGGUCUCCCCUUGUGGCCAGAGUUGUUAGAGAUUUUCUCCGACUCUAGUGCCCGUGGGGAUAGAGGUCUGUCACAGGCAACAGUUGUAACUCCAACGUCAACUAACCUUGAAAUUGAUGAUGAUUUACAUGACACUGAUAAUGAUGACAGUGAUGCUUGUACUGGGACACCCAAGGGGUCAGCUCUUCCGAAGCGGCGACUUGAUAGGACUCCUACGGAUCGUAGGAGGAAGAGCCACACACGGACACUCACGAACUCCGCUGAGGACUUUAGAACCUUUGUCCGAUGGAGGAUGAAAAAGGGAUCAACCUCUGCCACCUCAGCAGUUACCCGACCACCUAACCCUAUUGUUGAUGGACCAUAUAGCAUGAUGAGCUGUCAGAAGCUACUGGACAGUUUGGAGGAUAUCCCAAUGGAUUUGUAUGUGUUGGCGCAGCGUAAGAUACACAGUGACCCUGGAUGGUGCAUGUCUUUUAUUGAAGUGAGACCUGACAGGAGGUUGUGGAUGCUACAUGGUCUGAAGGAGUGAAAGUAACAGUUUCUG
Macadamia integrifolia is the source of this 2085-nucleotide messenger RNA. RefSeq lists its product as uncharacterized. Lineage: Eukaryota; Viridiplantae; Streptophyta; Magnoliopsida; Proteales; Proteaceae. The coding region runs from base 1099 to 2070 and encodes 323 amino acids. The record is from RefSeq and is a predicted model, not a curated record. The transcript has 11 exons.